UUCAUUUAUCUUAUUGCAGGAAAGAAUUUUGGUAUUACUGAGUUCGUGAAUCCUAAGGACCAUGAAAAACCAAUACAGCAGGUUAUCAUUGACCUCACUGAUGGUGGCGUGGAUUACAGUUUUGAAUGUAUUGGAAAUGUCCAACUGAUGAGGGCUGCUUUGGAAUGCUGUCAUAAGGGCUGGGGGACAUCAGUUAUUGUCGGUGUGGCAGCUUCUGGGCAGGAGAUAUCAACCCGACCUUUCCAACUUGUGACGGGGCGUGUAUGGAAGGGAACUGCUUUUGGAGGCUUCAAGAGCCGCUCUCAAGUACCAUUGCUUGUUGAAAAAUACAUGCAUAAGGAAAUUAAAGUAGACGAAUAUGUCACUCACGAACUGACCCUGGCUGAGAUCAACAAGGCCUUUGAUCUGAUGCAUGAGGGAGGAUGCCUGCGCUGUGUGCUUGAAGUUCAUCCAUAAAAAUGGUUCAUCUCCUCAUGCCUACCAACCAUCUUCUGCAAUGGGAAAUCCUUAAAUUCAGUAUUGAUUUCUACUUUUUUGGCAGUCACCAUAAUCUGUCUUACUGCAGUGGCAAAUGCAAUGUUGCUAUAUUGAAACUAAGUGAAUAUAUAAUAAUUAAGAUGUUGGUAUCAUGAAUUGCUACAAUCAUCAGCAGUGACAGCACCUCUGCAUUGUUUUGCAUCUUUUAUGUUUGAUGUUUUUGUAUUGUGGGACUUCAAAAUCAUCAUAUGUGACAGGUUUUUCCUGUUAUUUUUAUGUUUUCUUC
Dendrobium catenatum is the source of this 763-nucleotide messenger RNA. Its product is annotated as alcohol dehydrogenase class-3-like. Gene Ontology annotation, cellular component: cytosol. Lineage: Eukaryota; Viridiplantae; Streptophyta; Magnoliopsida; Asparagales; Orchidaceae. The transcript has 3 exons. Gene Ontology annotation, molecular function: S-(hydroxymethyl)glutathione dehydrogenase [NAD(P)+] activity; zinc ion binding. The annotation marks the transcript as partial. Gene Ontology annotation, biological process: formaldehyde catabolic process. The record is from RefSeq and is a predicted model, not a curated record.